UUUUUUAAUAAAUAAUAAUUUAUAAUUACAACAUCAAGAAACAAGGUCGUGGAACUGAGUAGAAAAAAAAUAGGGGAAAAAUAAAUAAAUAAAAAUAAAUAAAUAAAAUAAAAUAAAAAUAAAAUACUUACUUACUCAGAAAAUAAAUAAAUAAAAUACUAAAUUAAUCAAAACAGUGUGGCAGCGUCAUACGCGUCAUCCUCGCCCGUGAUUCAACUCUCGCGAGAAGUGAACACUUCCGUGAACUGAACCCAGGUCAGUCUUCUCGUCCCGCUCCCUCAGCGGUUAUAAUGGAGCCGUUAAAUCACAACUGACGCGCGACCUGCCCGAAUGAAACCGUCCUCAGCAACGUGACGAAGGAAUCAUGGGACAGCGUUACUGUGGAAACGACGGUAACUUCUUUAGGUACGCUAGCAUGUUGAACACGGUUAGCUAACAAAAACGACUAGCUAGUGAACCGACGGUUUGUAACAUGUCCAGGCAGAAUAGAUAACCGCUUGUCUUGCCGUUGUUUGCAGUCACAUAGUUUAACGUUGAAGCUACGUGAUGCUAACCGCUCAUCAUCCUCACUAAUGUAACGCUAGUACAACAUAAUAACUAGCUUGGUUUUUGUCAUUGUACGACCAGCUCAAUGAGGACCGUUAGUUUACUGGCUCAUUAACCCGCAGCAGCAGAAAACAGUCCAAGAGUGCAUUCAAGAUGUUGCUCCAGCAUGGGUCAACACAGCUCCUCUGCCUCACAGCCAGCAGCGGGGUCCCUCUCUUCACCAGAGGAGCCUCCAAACAGCUGCCCUUCUCUGUCAUCGGCUCCCUGAAUGGUGUCCACAUGUUCGGGGGUGGUCAGGGAGUAGUGCUGUCCUGCUGUGAGACUGAAGGUGGAGGCAAAGUGGUGUGGAGAGUGUUCCAGGACAGUGUGAUGCUCAUCGCUGUGAGUGGAGGUGCACAAGGUGGUGCAGGCAGCAGCAGCAAAGAGGAGGAGGUCUGUUUACAGCGCCUCCUAGAGAAUGUGUGGAGCUGCAUGGUGCUGGUGUUGGGGCAGGAUGAGCUGACCAGUGUCAGGAAUGUUGAGAGGCUGAAGAGGGACCUGCGGUCCUGCUUCAGCCUCAUUGAUCAGCUGUUGGAGGAGAAGCAAGAGGGCAUCCUGGGUAAUCUGACCCACUGCGCUGACUCACUGCUGCCUCUGAGCCCCACUCUUGUUCAGGAGGCUGUGGAUGGCUUCGCUCAGGCUGCAGACAGUGAAUUUGGCUGCCUCAUGGUCCAUGGACGGAUAGCUGCAGCUACUGAGAAGUGGUGGCGCCUGGCACCACAGGAAGUUGUGCUGCUCUCUGCUUUGAUACGAUCCCUCUCUGCCUCUGGAUCAGCCUCUUGUGAUUACCCUGUUUUCCUUCCUCAGGGCAGCCCCACCGUGGCCCACCGCCUGCUCCGCUUCCAGCUGCUCCCUGGGGCGGAUGUGUGCGUGCUGUGCGGCCCAACCCCGUCACUGCACAGAGCUGAGAGUGGGUUAGUGGGUCGUUUUUGGACACCCCUGGUGGAGACCCUGAGGGACUGCCUGGCUGUUGGAGAGCGCUGCUUACCAGGAUCUGUAUCCCUGCGCCCUGAUGUGCUGGCACUUCUUCUCAUCAACCGUGAAACACGUCGCUCAGUCUCCUGUGUACGGACUUCCACUAAUCACCCACUCAGUGACCUCCCUUUACCCUCCAAGGCCCACUGCUGGGAGCUAUUGAAGCUCUUCUACAUCUUCAGCACAACACGCUACUUCAACCAGGAGGAGACGUCGUCCGUCUCCCCAGAUGAGAGUGCUCAGAGAGGAAACACUGACGACUUUGUCCUUGGAUUUUCUCACCAGCCACUGCAGUGCUAUCUGGUUACAGAGGAGUGCAAGAGCUAUGGACUUCAGACGCCACAGCACCAGCUCUUCCUGCUCACGCCACUGUCAGUGCCCACCUUUGCACUGAGUACGGUGGCCACACAGACUCUCUCUGAUAUAGUUGCAGCCACUGGGUUUUAAUUGAAGACUUUACUUUAUUACAACAUGUAUGAAACCUACCAUCUUUGACCUUACAGAUGGAUAGAUAUUCACCUGUAAGGUCAUUUAGCUGCUCCUAUUUAGAUUGUUCUAAUAUCUUUACUGAUCUAAAGACCUAAACAUCAGCCUCCAUCUUUCCAUCGUUUGUACAGACACUGGUGUGAGAUGCACAACAGAAAAGAAUAUCACUGUUGAUGGUCUCACUGGAUAUUUUUACUGGACUACUGCUUAAGAAUUCAACACUGGUGAAAAUAUGAAAACAACUGAAAGUGAACUUCUCUGAGCUUUGUUUUGCAUUCAAGAGAUAAGACACUUGCACAAUUGUGUCUAACUGCUCUGGCUUCAAGGCUGUCCCUGUCACAGUAAUAAAAACUGGUUAGACUUGAAUAAUAACAUUAUCACUAGGAUUGCACUGUGUUUCAAAAUGUGUCAGAGAAUCACAUGAAAAUGUUACACUGGGAUAAAUAAGUGCCUUUGACAUUUUGAAUCAU
Messenger RNA from Epinephelus lanceolatus (giant grouper), 2516 nucleotides. It is a transcript of the gene fuz, whose product is annotated as fuzzy planar cell polarity protein. Lineage: Eukaryota; Metazoa; Chordata; Actinopteri; Perciformes; Serranidae. The record is from RefSeq and is a predicted model, not a curated record. Gene Ontology annotation, biological process: non-motile cilium assembly; vesicle-mediated transport.